GCUAAUACAAAAUAUUUUCAUUCCUAUGUGAAAAUAAGGCACCGGAAGCAGAAUAUUAACUCUAUCCUAGAUGAAUCUGGAAGGAUGAUUACCUCUUUACCUGAAAUUGGGAAGGCUGCCUCUGAUUUUUACUCCAAGCUUUAUUCUGUCUCUCCACCCACUGUAUCAGAUGAUGUACUUCACUUUAUUCCUAGCUUGGUCACUGAUGCAGAUAAUAAUAUGUUAAUGGAGUUACCACAAGAAGAGGAAGUUAAAAGAGCAGUUUGGAAUCUUAAUCUUAAUGGGGCACCAGGGCCGGAUGGUUUUAAUGGCAAGUUUUUCAAAAAAUGCUGGCAUAUAGUGAGAUCUGACUUAUUGAAAGUUGUGCAAGAAUUUUUUAUGGGAAUCUCUAUUCCUAAAGCUCUAUCUAGCAUUCUCAUUGUGCUGAUUCCUAAGGUGCCUAACCCCUCCUCCUUUGGAGAAUUUAGACCUAUUUGUAUUUCUAAUUUUGUUAGUAAAGUAUGCACAAAGGUCCUGACUGAUAGGCUAUCUAUGAUUCUUCCUAAAAUUAUUUCUCCUGAGCAAAUUGGUUUCAUGAAAAACAAGGACAUGGUGGACCAUAUACUAAUUGCCCAGGAGAUGGUACACUCUCUGAAUAAAAAGGUUAUUAUGAAUAAUUUGCAAUCAACCUAUCUGUCUGUUCUUGUAAAUGGGGUGCAUCAUGAUUUUUUCCAACCUAAAAGAGGGGUCAAGCAAGGUGAUCCUUUGUCCCAUUUCUUAUUUAUUCUUGCUUCAAAAGCUUUUUCCAGGGGAAUUAAAUGACAUAU
Molecule: messenger RNA, 806 nt
Organism: Cuscuta europaea
Lineage: Eukaryota; Viridiplantae; Streptophyta; Magnoliopsida; Solanales; Convolvulaceae
Source: the annotation of a GenBank genome assembly